Molecule: messenger RNA, 1825 nt
Organism: Neurospora tetraspora
Lineage: Eukaryota; Fungi; Ascomycota; Sordariomycetes; Sordariales; Sordariaceae
Exons: 1
Coding region: 300-1490 (396 amino acids)
Biological process (GO): regulation of glucose metabolic process; protein phosphorylation
Cellular component (GO): mitochondrion
Molecular function (GO): pyruvate dehydrogenase (acetyl-transferring) kinase activity
Source: RefSeq, a predicted model, not a curated record
CGCCCAGUAUCUGUUCUGGAUGAGUAUGUGCACUCCUGCCUUGCCUCGGAAUCACCACCAGGAGCUCAAGCUUACAAUGUCGUCUCUUCACUUACAGAUGGGUCGCAAAGGAAGCUCGACCGAUCAGUUUGCGCCAGCUGAUGGUCUUUGGUCGCUCGCUGACCGAGUCGAGGUUGAUCAGCUCUGCCAACUAUGUGCGAACGGAGCUUCCGACGAGGUAAGUUCUCGAGAGUCAUUCUCGAGGAGUUACAAUAUCUAACCAUGCCACAAUCGACAGAAUCGCCCACCGUAUCCGCGACAUGCAACGCCUCCCCUACGUAGUAGUCACCAACCCGCACCUCAACGAAGUCUACGACCUCUACUACACAGCCUUUGACACCUUCCGCAAGGUUCCCGAGAUCAAAACGCUCGAAGACAACGACGCCCUAUGCGCCACCAUUCGCUCCACCCUGAAAGCGCACCUGACCGUGAUCCCCAAGCUAGCCAUGGGCAUUUUGGAGAGCGCAGGGCUCAUGGACGCAAAGGAGCUAGACAAGUUCAUGAACACGAUUUUACGGUCUCGCAUCUCGCGCCGCGUCAUCGCCGAGCAACACCUAGCUCUAACCGACACCUUCCACGCUCCCUGGUUCUCCCCCGGCGCCAAGCUUUCGGAAACGGAUUUCAUCGGCGAGGUGUUUUUGAAGUGCGUCGCCAAGGAGGUCGUCGAACGGUGCGGCCAGGCUAUUCGUGAUAUCGCCCAGCGCGCCUACGGGCCCGACGUGGCAAUCCCGGAAAUCAAAAUCGACGGACACCUGGAGGCCAAUUUCCCUUAUAUCCUCAGCCACCUCGAGUACAUCAUCGGCGAGCUGCUCCGUAACUCGGUGCAGGCCGUGGUGGAGAAACACCAGCGUUACAAGGAGAAGGUAGCGGCAGCCGGAGGGAAGACCGACGAGAUUGGCCCCCCGCCCGCAAUCGAGGUGACAAUCUGCGAAAGCCAACAACACGUCAUCAUCCGCAUCUCGGACCAAGGCGGCGGCAUCCAGCAGGACGUCUUACCUUACCUAUGGUCCUUCAGCAAGGGCCCCUCGAGCCAGCAGCUGCUGACGAACUUGGGACAGGUGCCCAAGAUGGCGGCGACGAUGCAGGAGCUUAAGGUCGAGGGUACCUCUAGCGAGGAGGCUGGAACAACGGUGGGCAAGAUACAACAAAAGCAGCAGGAACAACAACAGCAGCAACAGCAACAGCAACAACAGGUCAAGGGCAUCCACAACGGGAAUAACUUCCCCGGUGACCCGGGCUACAGCAACUCGUUAGCGACGCUGACAAGCCGCCCGCCGAACCUGCGUCUGGGCAUGGGGUUACCCUUGAGUAGGGUGUAUGCUGAGUACUGGGCUGGUAGCCUGGCGUUGCACAGUCUGGAAGGGUACGGGGUGGAUGCGUUUUUGCAGAUCUCGAAGCUGGGGAAUAAGAACGAGCAGCUGACGACGCGGGCGACGAUGGAUGCGGUUUAGAGGACAUCCAACUAAGUGGAAGUGACAUGGGCGGAAAGGGAGGAGAAAGGAAUAAUACCCAUUGGUUGUUGGCUGCAUGGUUCAGUUCAGAAGAGCAAAGGAAGGGCAUCACAGUGACCUGGUGUAAUGGAUCUGGGUUGUUCCGCGUGUGUGCAAAGUUGGGCUUGGUGUACGGAGCAAACACUCGUGUUUUUUACGCAAUAUCGUUAGCUGGGCAUGAUAUGGAAAUAGCAACUCACCGUUGUAACGCGUUCGUGUAUACUACCCUUUUCGGUCCGUCACCUUCAUGAAUGUUAUCGACUCUCAAUCAGAAUCACUACAGUCAUAAUGUUAAA